AGGAGUGAGUGUGAGUUGUUUCAAUUCAGACCCAUGUUGGAGAAAAGCGUAGAGAGAAAAAAAAAGAAAAGAGCCUUGUUUCCUUUUUUGGUGAGCAGGAAAUUGAUACUUUAGAGCAGCGAGGGAGAGAGUGGGGGAGACGAGAGAGAGAGAAUUUCUCCCUCCGACUGAACAAAGGACCAGUAAGUAGAAGCAGAAGAAAGGAGGAGAGUCCAACACCGUCCAGCGUAGAAAGAGUUUGAGUGGGUCAGAAAAGGAAGGAGAAAGAAAGAGAGGAGAGAGAGAAAGAGAGAGAGAAAAGAAAGAGAGUGUGUGAGUAGGGUCCCGCCCCAUUCCGUUGUUUAUCAUGAGUGAGUGAGUGAGUGAGUUUGAGUGCAUGCCAAGUCCACCUCUACAGCCCAGCAUGAGAGAAGGACAGUAGUAGAGGGAGAGAGAAAGAGAGAGGGACAUUGAAGAGAGUGUGUGAGAAGAGAAGAGAGAGAGAGAGAGAGAGAGAGAGAGAGAGGGAGAGAGAGAAUGAGAGAGGAGGGCACGGAGCAGGAGAGGAGGAAGCGCUGGUGAUUUGCCUCAGAGGACCGGCGGAAGAUCAGCAGAGGGCACACCGUGCUGCCCAGGGGAGAGUGGACACGAGGAUGCAGUGAGUAAAUGAGUGCAAAGUGCAGCCAUGUCGUUCUUUGGCCUGGAUUGUGUGAGGAAGAGAGAAAGAGAGGAGGAAAGAAGAUUGAAAGCCAACGACAGAGAUUACAACCUGUCCUUUAAGUAUGCGACCAAUGCCAUCAAGACCUCAAAGUAUAACGCCAUCACCUUUCUGCCUCUCAACCUCUUUGAGCAGUUCCAAAGGAUAGCCAACGCCUACUUUCUGUUCUUACUCGUUCUACAGGUGAUUCCUGCCAUCUCGUCACUAUCAUGGUUCACCACCGUGGUGCCCCUGAUCCUAGUGCUGUUUGUGACAGCAGCCAAAGAUGCUAUAGAUGACAUUAAUCGCCACAGAAGUGACAAGAAAGUGAACAACCGUAAAGUCCAAGUUCUCAUCAAUGGAGAACUCCGUAGUGAAAAAUGGUUGGAUGUGCAAGUGGGAGACAUUAUCAAACUAGAAAACAACCAGUUUGUGACGGCAGACCUGCUCCUUCUGUCAAGUAGUGAGCCUCUCAACCUGGUCUACAUAGAGACUGCAGAACUAGAUGGCGAGACUAAUCUUAAGGUGAAGCAAGCUCUCACAGUCACAGGGGACAUGGGAGACAGCGUGACAGCCCUGGCUGCCUUCAAUGGUGAAGUGCGCUGUGAGCCUCCCAACAACCGACUGGACCGCUUCACGGGGACUCUGAGCUUUGCAGGGCAGAAGUAUCCUCUGGACAACGAGAAGGUCCUGCUGAGGGGAUGCACUCUCAGGAACACUGAGUGGUGCUUUGGCCUGGUCAUCUUCGGAGGCCAAGAGACCAAGCUGAUGCAGAACUGUGGGAAAACCACGUUCAAGAGGACCAGUAUUGACCGGCUCAUGAACCAACUGGUGCUCUGUAUCUUUGGCUUCCUAGCCAUCAUGUGCGCCAUCCUUGCCAUUGGUAACUACAUCUGGGAGCUAGAGGAGGGGUCAAAGUUCACAGUGUUCCUGCCCAGAGAGGAGGGAGUGGACGCAGCCUUCUCAUCCUUCCUCACAUUCUGGUCCUACGUCAUCAUCCUCAACACGGUGGUGCCCAUAUCCCUCUACGUCAGCGUUGAGAUCAUUCGCCUGGGCAACAGCUUCUUCAUCGAGUGGGACCGUAAGAUGUACUACGAGCGCAGUGACACUCCGGCAGAGGCGCGCACCACCACUCUGAACGAGGAGCUGGGCCAGAUCAAAUACAUCUUCUCCGACAAGACCGGCACCCUCACCCAGAACAUCAUGACCUUCAACAAGUGCUCCAUCAACGCCAAAUCUUAUGGUGAUGUUAUAGACUACUCUGGACAGAGACUGGAAAUCACUGAGGAUAUGGAGUCGGUGGACUUCUCGUUUAACCCGCUGGCUGACCCAAAGUUCCAGUUCUAUGACCACAGCCUGGUGGAGGCGGUGAAGCUGGAGAACACUGAAGUCCACGCCUUCUUCCGCCUGCUCGCUCUAUGCCACACCGUCAUGGCCGAGGAGAAGAAUGAGGGAGAUCUGCACUAUCAGGCUCAGUCACCAGAUGAGGGCGCUCUCGUCACUGCUGCCCGAAACUUUGGCUUUGUGUUCCGUUCUCGAACACCGGAGUCUGUGACCAUCGUAGAAAUGGGCACACAGAGGGUCUACGAGCUGCUGGCCAUUCUGGACUUCAACAAUGUGCGCAAACGAAUGUCUGUCAUUGUGAGAAGUCCUGAGGGGAAGCUGUGUCUCUACUGUAAGGGUGCUGACACCAUCAUCUAUGAGAGGCUCCAUCAGUCCUGCAGCAAGCUAAUGGACGUCACCACAGAGCACCUGAACGAGUUUGCAGGGGAUGGGUUGAGAACUCUAGCUUUGGCAUACAAGGACUUGGAUGAGGCUUAUUUUAAAGAAUGGAAACAGCGCCAUCAUGAGGCAAGCACUGCACUGGAGGACCGUGAGGAGAAACUGGACAAGCUGUCUGAGGAGAUAGAGAAAGACCUGAUGCUUUUAGGGGCAACUGCCAUUGAGGAUAAGCUGCAGGAUGGAGUGGCCCACACAAUAGAACAGCUGGCAAAAGCAGACAUUAAGAUCUGGGUCCUGACUGGCGACAAACAAGAGACGGCGGAGAACAUUGGCUACUCGUGUAACAUGCUGCGGGAGGAGAUGAAUGAGGUCUUUAUCGUGGCAGCGCACUCUCCAGAGGCCGUGCGAGAGGAGCUCAGGAAAGCAAGAACCACCAUGAAGCCCGGUGCAGAAGAUACGUUUGUCUCAAAAACAAUUCUGGGAAACACACCUAAGAUCGUCGCCGACGAAACCGUCAGUGGAGAAUAUGGGCUUGUCAUCAAUGGGCAUAGUCUGGCGUAUGCCCUUGAGCCCAGCAUGGAGGUGGAGUUCCUGCGAACCGCAUGCAUGUGCAAGACCAUCAUCUGCUGUCGAGUCACCCCCCUGCAGAAGGCUCAGGUGGUGGAGCUGGUCAAGAGAUACAAAAGGGCAGUGACCUUGGCUAUUGGAGAUGGGGCCAACGACGUCAGUAUGAUUAAGGCUGCCCACAUUGGCGUGGGCAUCAGUGGUCAGGAGGGCAUGCAGGCGGUGCUGGCGUCAGACUACUCCUUCGCCCAAUUCCGCUUCCUGCAGCGCCUCCUGCUGGUCCACGGCCGCUGGUCCUACCUGCGCAUGUGCAAGUUCCUGCGCUACUUCUUCUACAAGAACUUCACCUUCACCCUCGUCCACUUCUGGUACGCCUUCUUCUGCGGGUUCUCUGCCCAGACAGUCUAUAAUGAAUGGUUCAUCACUCUCUUUAACCUGGUGUACACUGCCCUGCCAGUCUUGGGUAUGAGUCUGUUUGACCAGGACGUGAGUGACAGCUGGAGCUUUGAGUACCCCCAGCUGUAUGUGCCGGGCCAGCUGAACCUGUACUUCAGCAAGACGGCCUUCGCCAAGUGCGUGCUGCACAGCUGCUACUGCUCACUAGUGCUCUUCUUCAUCCCCUACGGUGCCAUGUACGACACCGUCAGGGAUGACGGGAGGGACGUGGCCGACUACCAGUCCUUUGCUGUGCUGGCGCAGACGUGUCUGCUCAUAGCAGUGUGCAUACAGCUGGGAUUGGACAUGUCUUACUGGACAGUGGUGAACCAUGUGUUUGUCUGGGGCAGUUUAACCAUGUACUUUGUGGUCACCUUUACCAUGUACAGCAAUGGCAUGUACCUCGUCUUCACAGCGUCCUUCCCUUUUAUUGGUUCUGCCAGGAACUCGUUACAGCAGCUGAACGUGUGGCUGACUAUCCUGCUGACGUCUAUCCUGUGUGUUCUGCCUGUGCUGACCUAUCGGUUCCUGCUCAUCCAGCUACAGCCCACCAUCAAUGACCGGGUGCGGCUGAAAGUCCUACAGGCCAAAGCAGCUCCACCGCCUCCACGGAGGCGCACCCGCAUACGGCGCACCAGCACCCGCCGCUCCGGCUACGCCUUCUCGCACGUGCAGGGUUAUGGCGACCUGGUGACAUCACGACGCUACCUGCACCGGCCCGCCAAGCCCCGUUCCAGCGGCUUCACCCCGACCGGUCGCUCGCUGGUCUUCAACCCCACGGGCCGUUCGGCCGGCUACAGCCCGACCGGACACAACCAGAGCCCCAAGCAGGAAGUGGAGGCCACCUCUCUCCAGAUGUACCGCACCAGGGACAUGUCCUUCUGACACUGAGAGCACUGUGCUUGCAACCAACAACUACAGACGCUGCUUAACAAGCAGAUCCUUCUGCAGCCUCAUGCAUUCAGAUAUCUCUAUGGCAUUCAGAACACACUAUGUAUGGUGCACAUGCGCUACAGUACAAUCAGUACAUCAUUGUUGAGUGCAUUGUUGAGUGCAAAAGUGUGGACAGUGAAUGACAUAUGGAGACAAUGGGAGAAUCAUAUUGUACUGAAUAUACUACUAUGCAUUUUUAGAAUGCCACGCAUCACUAACAGGAACCAAACACUUCCUCUGUUGUGGGGAAGAAUACCAGACACAGUGCCUAGUUGGGCUGAGAAAUUAAACAUCCCACGAUGCUGUAAGACCAGUUAGCAGACAAGAGAAAAGCAUGAUCCCAGUCCGUAGCUGCACCAGACUCCUUACUUGAAUGCGGCUCACCUGCGUUUCAGGUAUCACCGGAACACUACUGUCAGUGAGGACGUAGACAUGGAGGCAUGAUGACCACUGCCAUUGUAUUUAGCAUUUGGCACAUGUUUAAAUUUCUCAGCAAAGUAGCUGUGGCCUGGAAAUAUUGACCUGCCUUCAGCUGAAAGUGAGGACAACAAACUAUUGAUAUAUAUAUAUAUAUAUAUAUAUAUAUAGAGAGAGAGAGAGAGAGAGAUAAAUCUGAUCAGGUCAUACCUUUUUAAUUCCACUUUUGUUGAGAUGGCACACUCAUACAAACCACUUACAUAAGGGUGUAGGCCUACGCCUCAAAUAAAAAUGUUUAAUGGGUGAUCAGCUGGCUUUUUUAACAAACAAACUCCAAAGAACAGACCUCAGAAUGUAAUGUUUAUUUUGAAGUGACCACACACUUCAUUUUUUACCAUAAGGGAGUUUGCUAGAACAUAUGAUGCAGUGUGGUCACAGUAUAUGUUGUUUACCACAGUGUAUUCUGAUUAUCUCUACGUUGUCUACUGGUGCUGUAUGUGGCCUGACUGGGACUAGCUGGUAGCCAGUAUGUAGGCCUAAGGUUUGGUUGGCAUAAUGAAAUACUAAGUGUUUAAAUGUCACAAACAGUAAUUUUUAUAAGACCAAAUUUAUAAGACCAAAUUUAACAUACUUCUUGGCAAAACAAGAAUUUUAUAAUAACUAAAAUCAGGCUGUAGUGGAGCCCUUUUAUGUAUCAAGCAUCUUUUAUGUAUCUUUCAUGCCAGCUUAGUACAAUGGAAAUACUGGUCAACUCAACUUCAGCAUAGAUAUUUCAUCAAGGUUUCACCAACAUGUAGCAUCUCAGCCACUAUGAUACGCAAUCCUGUUAACUAAUAAAAGGGUCAAACACACUUGCUUCUCCUCCAAACCCUAGGACAGUUUCCAUACACUAAAAGAGACCACUCUCAGCACUACAUUUCUGUCUGAGAAUGAUUCUUUCUAGUAUUGUAUAGCACCCCUAGUGUAUUGCUAGCCUCGUAAACCAUACCCUUGACUCUUCUUUGGCAAAGUGAAGCAAAGUGAAAUUGAGUGGAAGUACGUAAACGGGCGGAGCCAGGCUAGUGUAUCGCAGCCCUUGUAAGAAUUGAGUAGAAAGAGGGAUAAAAAUCAUCUCUUGGUGUCACAAUGAAAACAAUGAGGAAAGAUCCAGCCAUGAUGUUGUUAAAAAUAUUGAUUUCUUCAUGAUGUUUUAUUUCUUUUCAGAAUAAAUGAACUUCCCUUGAA
Messenger RNA from Alosa alosa (allis shad), 5971 nucleotides. It is a transcript of the gene atp8b5a, whose product is annotated as ATPase phospholipid transporting 8B5a. Gene Ontology annotation, biological process: Golgi organization; phospholipid translocation. Gene Ontology annotation, cellular component: plasma membrane. The record is from RefSeq and is a predicted model, not a curated record. Bases 665 to 4282 code for a protein of 1205 amino acids. NCBI's taxonomy places the organism in Eukaryota, Metazoa, Chordata, Actinopteri, Clupeiformes, Clupeidae. The transcript is spliced from 28 exons. Gene Ontology annotation, molecular function: ATP binding; ATPase-coupled intramembrane lipid carrier activity; magnesium ion binding.